AACUUUCAUGCAUGUUUUGCUGUUCUGGUAUUUCAGGUGGUCUAUUGGCGAUUUCUGUGAUUGUCUUCGCAACAAUGUGCAAAGAUGACCGCACGUGGAUGCCAAGGCCAGAAUACAAUUAUCCGUCUUGGUCAUUUGGUUUUGCUGUCAUUAGUGGGUUCUUCUCAAUAUUUGGUGGGAUCUGUCUGCUGAUUUGUGGGUUUAUAGUCGUAUAUGGACCUCCCGGGUACCCUCUUGGAGAGAAAGAGGGCGUAACGAAGACACAAUCCCACCAAAUGAUCCCGACUCAUAAAUCACAGAUGCAGCCACCUCCAGGACCAUAGGAACGGAGAUAAACAAUUACUGAUCUACAAUGGAGAUAUAUUUAUUCCAUCGGUACCAUUCCAUCAGUUAGACAUUUCCAGGUGUGUAAACCGGAGAAAAAAUUGUAACUGCAAAUUUUGAGAAAUAUGAGGUAAUUUACCACCUUGGGACUUCCUUUCCCGCGCCUCA
This is a messenger RNA of Owenia fusiformis, 492 nucleotides long. NCBI's taxonomy places the organism in Eukaryota, Metazoa, Annelida, Polychaeta, Sabellida, Oweniidae. The record is from the annotation of a GenBank genome assembly.